Molecule: messenger RNA, 1485 nt
Organism: Spea bombifrons (plains spadefoot toad)
Lineage: Eukaryota; Metazoa; Chordata; Amphibia; Anura; Pelobatidae
Gene: ISG20L2
Product: interferon stimulated exonuclease gene 20 like 2
Exons: 4
Coding region: 259-1353 (364 amino acids)
Cellular component (GO): nucleus
Molecular function (GO): 3'-5'-RNA exonuclease activity; nucleic acid binding
Source: RefSeq, a predicted model, not a curated record
CGUGCUUGCCCCCCCCUUCUCGCCAUCCCGUGUACGGUGAGUUUCCGGUGUCGGCUCAUCGCAUACCGCAGGCUGCCCUGUGUUGGGGAAAUUCACCCCUCCUCGGGGCAGAACCCUCCCCACAGGUGAGGCGAUGAAUUUGCGCGACGAUCUGACCGGCGUAUAUUUUAUACGUAACCCUAAGAAGAUUCGGAUGAUGCGCAUGCUGACGUUAAUUUAGUUCGCCUCGAGAUCCCGUGUGGCUAAUCGGUCGUCGCCAUGUCAAACAUAGUUUUAAACCUGGACUCGGGGCCCUGUCCGUCCGGCGGGAAGAAAGAACAUUUCAACACGAAGCAUCAACAGUUCCUCAGAAAACGUAAAUUUUUGGAAAGAAAGGGAUUUCUCAAGCAGAAGCAACUGCCGGCGAAGCCAAACGCAGGGCAUGCCUCAAACUCCUGGGGCCAGACGAAGGAGAGAGGGGGCCAAGAUGGCAGCUGGACCAAAUUUAACAGGACUAAGAAACCUUCCAAUCAAACAGGGCUUGGGAGUGGUUUCCACCAACAAGACGUCCCUGACAAAUCAACAAGAAAUGCCUUCCGGGGCCAGGGUAGCACGCUCACGGUCCGUGUGGACACCGGCCCACAUCAUUCACGCGUGGCAAGCUAUGUGCCUAACACGGCAACGGCCGUGCCAAACACUUCUUCUGCGCCAAGCCUGGUCAACGGUCGCAGGUAUGGUGCCAAUACGCAUUGUGGAGCUCCACCAGAGCAACGCAAAGUGAAUAUACUGAGCGAGUUUGAAAGCGGACUUCCCCCAGUCUACUCCGGCACAAAACCAUCUUACAAACUCGUGGCCAUUGACUGUGAAAUGGUGGGCACGGGGCCGAAGGGGCGGAACAGUGACCUGGCUCGGUGCAGCGUUGUCAGCUACCAUGGGGACGUGGUGUAUGAUAAGUACAUCAAACCCGAGAGCCCCGUCACAGAUUACCGGUCAAAGUGGAGCGGCAUCAGAAGAGAGCACAUGGUUAACGCCACUCCAUUUAGCGUAGCGCAGAAAGAGAUCUUGAAAAUCCUCAGUGGUAAGAUAGUGGUCGGACAUGCCAUCCACAACGACUUCAAGGCCCUGAGAUACUUCCAUCCCAAGGAAAUGACCCGCGAUACGUCAAUGAUCCCCUUGUUGAACCGUAAGGCGGGCUUCCAGGACAAAGAAUCGGUUUCUCUGAAACGGCUCGCUAAGCAGCUGCUGCGCAAGGAUAUCCAGACCGGCAGGAACGGCCAUUCAUCCGUCGAGGACGCCAAGACUACGAUGGAACUUUACAGAGUGAUUGAAGCCGAGUGGGAGAGAGAGCUGGCGGCAGGCAAUGCCCAGAAAUAACACCUUGUGUGCGUCACCAUCUUGAGGCAGAAAGUAUUUAAUCCUCUUCAGAUGGGACGGAAUAAAAGCUAAACUGUUUAGUAUUGAGUUGUUUUAUAUAUAUAUAUAUAAAAAAACAAAAAACUAAGAGAA